CAAGCAUCAACUCUGCAAAAGUAACGGAAACCAACAAGCGAAGCAAGAUGACAACAAUGAUUCAGGCUGUGGCGGCGGGCUCUGUGCGGAUGGUGCGAGAGCAGAUGGAACAAGGGGCAGACAUCAACUCGGCCGGAUCCGAAGGGCUGAUGCCCCUCUGCGUCGCAGCCUUCUGGGGCCACCUUCCACUCGUCGAGAUGAUGCUGGAGAACGGUGCAGAUGUGAACGUGCAGAACCCAAGCAACAAGUGGACGCCGCUCCACGCUGCUGCGAUUCAAGGUCACGGUAAGGUGGUGUUUGCCUUGAUGGAUCACAACCCAGACACCACGCUGGUGGACGCCAACGGCUGCACUGCCGCGGACUAUGCAUCGGCGCUUGAUAACGUGUGGCCACACUUUGCUGCGGCGGGACACACACGCACGCCCAAGCCAGAGCUCAUCAAGAAGGGCAUCAUCUUCAAAGUGCCAAAGAAGACGCACGACCACGUCAUGGCUGCGUCCCACCUCAACCGACCUGGUUCUGCAUAUGCGGUCCGCCAGCGUCCUCUUUACGGGCGGGACACGUCCCACGGCGAUGUGCUGGCAGAGGAGGACGAGGGCGAUGGCGGCCAGCACCGCAGCAGCGUACCAGAGAUUCUCCGCUCCUGAUGCGACACACACACACACACACACACACACACACACACACA
Salpingoeca rosetta is the source of this 688-nucleotide messenger RNA. RefSeq lists its product as uncharacterized. Bases 48 to 647 code for a protein of 199 amino acids. The record is from RefSeq and is a predicted model, not a curated record. Gene Ontology annotation, molecular function: protein binding. The transcript has 6 exons. Lineage: Eukaryota; Choanoflagellata; Craspedida; Salpingoecidae.